This is a messenger RNA of Manis javanica (Malayan pangolin), 1141 nucleotides long. It is a transcript of the gene IBSP, whose product is annotated as integrin binding sialoprotein. Gene Ontology annotation, cellular component: extracellular region. The record is from RefSeq and is a predicted model, not a curated record. Gene Ontology annotation, biological process: ossification; cell adhesion; extracellular matrix organization. NCBI's taxonomy places the organism in Eukaryota, Metazoa, Chordata, Mammalia, Pholidota, Manidae.
AUGAAGACCGCUUUAAUUUUGCUCAGCAUUUUGGGAAUGGCCUGUGCCUCCUCAAUGAAAAAUUUGCAUCGGAGAGCCAAAUUAGAGGAUUCUGAAGAAAAUGGGGUCUUUAAAUAUAGGCCGCGAUAUUAUCUUUACAAGCAUGCCUACUUUUAUCCUCCUCUGAAACGAUUUCCAGUUCAGAGCAGUAGUGACUCAUCUGAAGAAAAUGGAUAUGGUGAUAGCUCAGAAGAGGAGGAGGAAGAAGAGGAGACUUCGAAUGAAGAAGAAAACAAUGAAGAGAAUCAAAAUUCUGAUGAGAAUGAAGACGAAGAAUCUGAAGCUGAGAACACUACACUUUCUGCUACAACACCUGGCUACGGAGAGGAGACCACACCUGGUAUGGGGAAUACAGGUCUAGCCGCCAUGCAGCUUCCCAAGAAGGCUGGGGCUGUAAGAAACAAGGCCAAGAAAAAGGAGGAAAGUGACGAAGAGGAAGAGGAAGAGGAGGAGGAAGAGGAAGAAACUGAAGCGGAAGUGGAUGGAAACGAGCACAGUGUCAACGGCACCAACAGCACAGAUGUGGACAACAGCAAAGGCAGCAGUGGUGGGGAUGAUGGGGAAGGUGAAGAAAGUGCUACUGAAGCCGAUGCAGAAGGAAUCACAGAGGCUGGCGAGCAGGGUAACGGCAGCCCUAUGGAAACAACUCCAAACGGUGGAUUUCAGCCUACAUCACCACCACCAGAGUUCCGGGGUGCCACCCCCAUGGCGAGCGAGCUCAGCACCACCAGCUCAGGCGGGGAGUAUGAACCCACGGGCACCAGUGAAUACGACAGUGGGUAUGAAGUCUACGAAAAUGGGAACGGGGAGCCCCGUGGGGACAAUUACCGAGCCUAUGAGGAUGAGUACAGCUACUAUAAAGGGCGCAGCUACGAUGGUUAUGAUGGUCAUGAUUACUACUACCACCAGUGAAGGCCGCCUGGGAUGAAGUCAUCCAUUCUGGCGUUUCGAGUGUCUACCAUUUUCAAAGUGCAACUCAGGAAGGUACAAUAUAACAAAUGUGCUUAUUAUAAUGUGGAAUGGAGCUCCUGUUCCAAAAUGAUUUCUAUAAUUGCUUCUGCAAGUAAUGGGCUUCCUGUUGCUUUUCCCUGGUAUGUUAUUG